Funneliformis geosporum is the source of this 1791-nucleotide messenger RNA. NCBI's taxonomy places the organism in Eukaryota, Fungi, Glomeromycota, Glomeromycetes, Glomerales, Glomeraceae. The record is from the annotation of a GenBank genome assembly.
AUGUCAGUCUCCGAUCAACUAAAGAUAUUAAAGCACAAAUUAAUUGGCUAUCAAAAAACUUUAAAGGAAGUUAAAGAAAGUUUAGAAAACUUGGACAAAAAAAAUCGCCAAGAAAUCCAAGCCCAAGAAAUCCAGUUAGAAAACGAAUUAGAGCAAUCCCAACUCUCUAAUACCGAAAAGCAAGCCCGGAUCAAUCAAUUAUUAACCGAGCAUAGCACCGAGUUAGAGGAGUUAGAUAACCUAUUGGAUGAAGAAAGAAGUUCUUAUCGCACUAUCCGGAAUAAAUUAAUCAGUAAAUUAUGUGAAAAUUGUGCGGUUUGUCAAGAAAGGGAACGAAUGAUUCAAGUUUAUGAGGAUCGAGUAACUAGUUUUAAAAUCCUAUUUGGAAUAACUCUAGUAAAAAUUACAAAAAUUAAUUAUAUGACUACUUUACAAGAAUACUUAACUCAAAAAUAUCCCACUUUGCAAGAUCAGGAACAACUUACUGAACUUAAUCUAGAAAAAAUUAAUCAAGAACGAGAAGAACAAGGCGAAACCGAACUAUUAGAAGGAGGAGAGUUAGAUUUAACCACUUUUAAAAACUUGGCAGAAAUCGAAAUCUAUCGUCAAUUUUUAAAAACUUCGAUUACUAAAUUAAAUGUGAGUGGAAUUGCUGAUUUAUCUACUGAAAAUAACCGCAAAAAAGGAGUCAUUAAAGAAGUGCGAAGGUUAUCCGAACUGAAAGGAGUUAAGGUUAAUUUUAGUCAACCAAGUGCUGAAGAAAAACCUCAAGAAGGAAGUGAAACCGAUAUUUUUUUACUAAUUGAGCAAAAAGAUCAGUCAGUAAAAGAUAAUUUAAAAGAAGAAUAUCAAAAAGAAUUUGAACUAUUAUUAAACCCCACUACUUUCCCCACUAACCAACUAGCAAUCCAAGAGUUAUUAACCGUUUAUUAUCCUAAUUUAGAAGAGAUUGCCGAUAGUCAAUCAAAAGAAAUCACCAUUAGUCCAAAAAUAGUAGAUCAAACUUGGUCAAUCAUUCAGCAUAAGGUAAUCGAAUUAACCGAUCAAGAAUUAAAGGAUAAUCUGGAUGAGGAAAAAUUAAAAACCUUAGCCUUCCAAUUAAAAGUGGUUGGUCAAUACUCUAUUUUGCUGACUUAUCAUUCGCAAAGUCCCUUGAUUAAGGAAUUACAAGAACUAUUCACCACUACUCCUUUACAAUUAGAAAAUGAACUCUUAAAACAAGAAAAAGAACAAUUGCCCACUCCGGAAAACUUUGAAAAACUUCAAACCCAAAACCGCUUAUUAGAUAAUUCUUUACAAGAUUUAACCGAUGCAGAAACUUACCAAAAAAUUAAAACCAAAACCAAGAACAAAAAACCAUCAUUUCAGAAGAUUACUAAUUGCCCUAACUUAAAGGAAAUUAACGUUCGCAACAACCAAUUAACUAAAUUAGAAAUCAGUGGUGAUAAUAAAAUUGAACAAAUAAUUGCCGGGCAAAAUGAAUUAAACGAAUUAAAUCUUACUAAUUGCCCUAACCUGAAAGAAUUAAUCAUGCCGGAUAAUCCUUAUCUGGUAGAAAUUAAAGGAUUAAAUUUAUCCACCAUUAAGAACCUUAACCUUAAUAAUACUUCAGUUAAUUUAGCUCAAGAUUAUGAAGAAUUAAAAGCAGAAAAAGAAAGAUUAUUAAGAGCGAUAGAAACUUUAAAAGAAGGUGGAGAGGAAGGAAAAUUAAUGUUAACUGAGGCUAUUGAAAGUAGUAGUCAAGUUGAAGAAAAUAUCCAAAGACAUUUACAAAAAACUGAACAAGAAUGA